Homalodisca vitripennis (glassy-winged sharpshooter) is the source of this 12489-nucleotide messenger RNA. Its product is annotated as baculoviral IAP repeat-containing protein 6-like. The record is from RefSeq and is a predicted model, not a curated record. Gene Ontology annotation, cellular component: nucleus. Gene Ontology annotation, biological process: negative regulation of apoptotic process; regulation of cytokinesis; apoptotic process. NCBI's taxonomy places the organism in Eukaryota, Metazoa, Arthropoda, Insecta, Hemiptera, Cicadellidae. Gene Ontology annotation, molecular function: ubiquitin conjugating enzyme activity; protein binding; cysteine-type endopeptidase inhibitor activity.
GUCCAGUCGACAGUGCAGUUGGAAAGGGUAGUAAUUAUGUGAAAAAUGGCUGACGAAGUGUGGAAGAUAAAAGAGGAUGGAUAUUUAGACUUAGAUGUGGAUUGUAAUAGUAUUACGUAUCAUCCAAAUUUGAAUAUUGUUCUUAUACUGUCCAAGUCGUCCGAAGUUCUAGUGAUCGAUGUAAACUCAGGACUACUAUUGCAAAGAAGCUUUUUAUCAGGUGAGUCACGUUGGCCUAGUGAACGUCUAAUAAUUGACAUGGUUUGUUCUUUUACAGAGAACCUAGUGGGUGUGUGGAGUAACCAGGAGGUGCAGGUGGGGGCAGUGAGCGUGGUAGGUGGCCCCACUAGAGAUUCAGUGAGGCCUGUUGUAGUAGUAGGAGUGGGACUUGCCCGACCAUCUGUGUCACCUUUAGUGAGGGCCAUGAACACUGUCAACCAGGCAUCCAGUCUUGCCGUCGAUAUCAUGAAGGUGGCAGACAACAAGCCUCAGGAGUGGCAGCUACAUCUCGUGGUGUAUGACUUCCACUACCGGGGUGACGUCGGCAGUGGAGGGGAGGGAGGCAGUGCCUCCAAGACACUAGUAUCUGGCACAGGGACAAGUGCGUCCCGUCAGGAGACCGCCAACAUGUACCCAGAUAUCUUCCUGUCGAAGUUCCUAUAUGCUGGUCCAAUGCUGCACGAUGUGGACUCUGGUGAUGUUGUCUACCAGACUCAGGAUAUCCUUGUUGGUGAGAACUUCCCAGCACCCUCCUCUUCCUCAGGCAUGAGCUGUCCAGUUCCCUUGGGGGUGGCAGUACCCACUGCCGGUGGGGGCACAUUCGACACUAGUAUGGCUAUCAAUGAGGGGUUGGACAUGGCUAAUUUUCCCUCUACCUCCAAUGGUUCUCCUCCAUUGGUGGCUAAGUUGUUGGACCGAGACUCAGCCAUCAGUGAGCUCGGUGGAGGCAUGGAGCCCUGUGGAGGUCUGCUGCCUCAAGAGCCAGUCCCAGUACAGUCAGUGCUUGUCGAUACGGGUGGUCGAGACAUGACUGUGACAGGACUACACCCGACUCGUGAUGGACGACAUUUGCUGGCAGUUCUGGCUGGAACGGCAGACUACACGACCUGUGGCAUGCUGCUGUUGUACCGCCUGAACCUUACUGGCCCUGCUGUAGGGCUGAUUGAGACUCCCAUAUGUGUCAAGCUACUGGAAUGUCAGGUGGUGUCAGUAACGUUAUUACCUCUAGAGGGGGAUGAGACUGGUAAUCCACUGGGAGUUGCUGCUAUAAUAACACAGGAUGGUGUGCUUUGGCUUGUCGAUAUUGCCACACUGGAGGUCAAAACGACUGCGGCCCACAAGGAUGGUGGCAGAUUCGUCUCUGUCACUUACUGUAAUAGUUUAGAAAGGGUAUGCGCCGCUUCAGAGAAAGGCUCUUUACAUUUCUUCACACUGCGUGAUGAAGACACAAGCAAAACAGAGGAGGGAAACUAUGAAGAUAGCCUAGAAAACAAGUUUUAUUCCCCUAAACAGUUUACAAACAAAGAGUUACCGCUGCUAGUGAAUGCACCUACUCUGGAUCUUGCUGCAUUAUAUGAGUUGACAAGGUGUGAGAAUCUAGUACCAUGUUUUGCUGCUACCGUUCCUGGUUGUUGGACUGAACUUAUGCAGGCACAAAAGCAGCGGAAACACCCACAACAUCUCCAACAUGCUGACGAUGUUCAUCACACACGUUCUUGGCGGCUACAAAAUGAUUUGACAAGUUGGGACGAGCAUGUAUUUGAGCUGACUCUGCCGCGCAGUGUGUGUGUUGGUCAUGUAGAUCUGAAGUUCUCAUUGCAUGCCCAGUGCCAGUACCCUCCCAAUUUACAAUUUACACUGCUCAAACAGAAUGCCUCUGGCAUUGGUAAAUUGUCAGACAGCAUUUCAGAUGUUGACAACGUCAUUGACUUCAAUUUAUUGUCUCCGGAAGGUGGUGCCAAAAAAGGUCCAACAGCAAACCCUGUGCUAACAAAGCAAUUUGCUCGAACACACAAUACCGAAAUUCUUAGUGGACCUGUGAACCUGGCCGCAUGUCUAGACUUGUCUGACCAGUCUGGCACUGUCACGUUCACCAGCCCCCAACUGUACAAGGUGCGCGGCCGCACGCUGCUGGUACACAUCAAGGCUCUGGCUGCUUCUUCAUCUUCAAUAGGGCAAGAACGGGAGCGGCGAUGGCGCUGGGAACACAAUGGGCUGGGUAGCUCAGUGGACCGGCUGGCCAGCAAUGCUGCAAACAAGAAGAUGGAUCUAACUGGCUGUGACUGGUUACAUGAGAUUUCCAUCACUGUACGAAACGCCAAGCCCACCGACAUACCCAAUGAAAGGGCUGAGCGGUGUGCAAUGUUGGAAUCGGACCCGUUGGUGGAGCGAUUGGUAGAACUGGUGACUGGUGAGAAUGGUGUACAGCAGAGCAUGGCCUUCGAUAUCCUAUUGUGGGUAGUAGCAACCCGCCUGAGCCGACUGAGGCCCUCCCCACCUCAGCAGACAGCCCUUGUGGCAAUCAUCCAGGACCACCUUGGCCCACUUGUCCACAGUUGCUUUGUUCGUGGUGACCGUUCCACCGCCAGGAAAUGUGUUAAACUCAUUGUUCUCUGCAGCGAUGGUAUGAGGAAUAGCCAAGACAGCGGCAAUGUUCAGUCACAGUUUGACACAAGUGUGGUGAAAGCGUUGCUGGAGAGCAUGCAGCAAGUGUGGCAGUGCUGGUCUGCUGGAGCCUUGCGCUGGUACUUCACUAUACUGUCCCGUCUAGUUGCUGGAGACACUGUCGGUCCUGUAGCCCACAAAGCUCUUGGACUGCUAAGGCAGGUGGCAAAGCAUCUCCAUGCCAGGCAGAACCCAUUUCACCUGGUGCUGCAGACAAGGUUUGGUCUGUAUGGCACACCAUUGGAAGCAGAACUGUUUGACCAGGAGCCUCCUGUACCUGCUAAGUGGUCUUCCACUCCCCUGGCAUACACUUCAGUGGCCUACUCACAGGGUGAGGGUUGUGUGUGGAGUGGGAGCAGCCUUGGGACUAGCUCUCAGAGUACUCCUGCUCCUCAACUCCUUGUCGAUGACCUCAGAAAUCUGCUCAACAUGAAAGCAGCCAAACUCAUAGGUGAGGGUAGAAGUUCAAGUUCUCACAGCCAGCUGAGGUGUCUGACAGCUAAUCAUUAUAUGAAAGGCCUACUGGAAGUCCAACCUCUGCACUUCACCUGCCACGCUACCAGCGAUGGAACGAAGCUGGAGAAAAUGGAUUCAGGGGGGGCAGGUGGGCCAUUAAUAAACUACUUUGAAGCUCCACCUAUUUCUCCAAUAUCUCCAAUACUGACCAAUCAGGUGGCCAGUAACGGACCAAAGAAGAUAGUUGAAAAUGAUAUCGACCGUGUGCCAUGGCAGCAACUAGUGAUGACACCACCGCAGCACAUGCUGGUGAUAGAAAGGAUGCACUCGGGGGCUCGCAGGUUCGUCGUGUUAGAUCUGGGUUAUCCGGUCCUGCUCACUGACCUGUUCGUGCCGGCGUGUCCUGACCUGCUCAGCCUGUCCAUCGACCUGUGGACGGUCUCGGAGGAGCAGGAUGCGCAGAGGCUCGUCGUUGCACCGGACAUCACCACCAAGACGCUCAUCAUGAAUGAUAUCCACCCACCACCCGUUGUUAGAUUUAUCAAGAUCACCACGAUAGGAAGGUAUGGCAUGAACACUACCAAGUGUAAAAUACCCAUUGGUUGCUUCUACGGACAUCUUCUCAUUCUGCCAGGAGAAGACUAUGCAGAAAAAAAUACCCGGAUAGCCAAUAAUCCCAAUCCGCAGAACCAGCUGGGAGUGCUGAAUGCUCUGUUUGAAGACAUUCAAUGUCGUUACUCCUUGGCCUGCUCCAAGCUUCAGGACCUGUUAUCCCCUCUGCUGACUGCUGAGAUAGCUAACGUCUCACACAUGCACCACUGUCUGCGGCGCACUUCAGAGAUGCUCAAACCCACAACACUAAAGAUUACCACAGCCUAUCAGGAAUGUGUGACAUAUCAACAUCAACUGAACAGUGUGCGAAGUGUAAUGAGGCGACUGGGUGCUCACAAAGAAACCACUGACCCAAAGAACAAUCUCUCAUUAGCAUGCACUGACAAGCUCAGGGUUCUGGGUGAGAACCUCCUAGACCUGCUACUUUACUUGGCCUAUGAUGUUGGCUUUGUACCAAAGUACUGCUUGCCACUGCAACACAAUUCAGACAAGUUUGGUCUGUAUGGCACACCAUUGGAAGCAGAACUGUUUGACCAGGAGCCUCCUGUACCUGCUAAGUGGUCUUCCACUCCCCUGGCAUACACUUCAGUGGCCUACUCACAGGGUGAGGGUUGUGUGUGGAGUGGGAGCAGCCUUGGGACUAGCUCUCAGAGUACUCCUGCUCCUCAACUCCUUGUCGAUGACCUCAGAAAUCUGCUCAACAUGAAAGACAUUCAAUGUCGUUACUCCUUGGCCUGCUCCAAGCUUCAGGACCUGUUAUCCCCUCUGCUGACUGCUGAGAUAGCUAACGUCUCACACAUGCACCACUGUCUGCGGCGCACUUCAGAGAUGCUCAAACCCACAACACUAAAGAUUACCACAGCCUAUCAGGAAUGUGUGACAUAUCAACAUCAACUGAACAGUGUGCGAAGUGUAAUGAGGCGACUGGGUGCUCACAAAGAAACCACUGACCCAAAGAACAAUCUCUCAUUAGCAUGCACUGACAAGCUCAGGGUUCUGGGUGAGAACCUCCUAGACCUGCUACUUUACUUGGCCUAUGAUGUUGGCUUUGUACCAAAGACUGCACUUUACUCCCUGUAUCAAAAAUUCGACCAGCCAUUGUGUGAGCAGUUGUUUAACUGGCUGUGUGUGGCUGAGGAUACACGGAUGCAGCUCUCUGCCUGCACGCUGCUGGUGCGGAUGUGUGGACUGCAGCCAUGGUGGGGCGAUUUCCUAGUCUCCACUCUCACCUCCCUCUACAGCUCCCGCCAGACUAAUAUCUUCCCCCAAGACAGAGUGUUUAUCUUGCUGGUGUACCUGGGCCGUAAGUCUCUGAGUGGGGGCGCCAAGCGCAGCACAGUGAUUGAUUCUGUACUAAAGACUCUGCUGCAGCAGCUGACUCCUCUUGCAGUAAAUAGUCCGGCUCCAGGGUUCCUGGGUGCCCACAUGGACCUGUCCUUGGUCGGGUGGUUGCUGUUGUUUCUCUCCCAAUGCCUUGACACUACUGCCACUGCCACCACAUCCUCCACGGAUGAGUUGCAUGACAAGAUCAAAUCUGACAAGGACUCCGGUACUGGAGGUCGGUGGGACUUUCUGCAAGGAGAGCUGUCAAUGCAGCGCAGGAUGAGUGCUGUGAACCGAUGCAGUGCAAAUCGUGGCUAUCGGCGCAAGUUGCAGAAGAAGCUGAUGCACCAUAAGCAGCAGCUAGAGGACCUUGAAGUGGCCAAGAAGGCGUUCCAUGCGUCCACUCAGGCAUUAUCAGCUUUAUCGAGUCAAGCAGCAAAGCUGUCAUAUAAGUUAGAGUCUGCACUCAAACACCAAGAACAAUUCCUCAAGAAGUCUGUAAGACAACAGGCUUCUUCCUCUAAGGCAAACAAGGAGUCUUCAGAGUGUCGAAGAGUCACGGAGGAUGUGGCUGCGUCCUGCAGCAAACCUCGGACUAGCGACAACAAUGUUAUGUGUCUACCUCGCUCUCACUGUCUACCUGUAGCCAGAGCUCUUGCAGCCCUACUACUACACAUGGACUUCACAUGCAAUCUUGAUACAUUUCUGCUCACUUGUAAGGUGCUAGCUCGGGUAGCUCUGUGGACAAGACCCAGCCUGCUGCUAGGCGAAGUUUUGAGUGAGCAGCAACUAGCCCAACUCGUCAGACUUGCUGUUUGGAGUCAUCAGCCUCAAUCAAGUCCCUGGGCCUGUCAUGCCAUCACUUGUCUGCUACAGGAUAUAUUGGAAGGAGGAGCUCGUAACAAGAGAUUGAGUCCUGAGCCUAACCCCAUAGAGGAGGAGCCUGAACCAGAUGUCAAUAGAGAUGAAGAGUCUCAAGCUUCCAGUAGCAUCACUGAGGUAGAUGAAGAGAUACCAGAACCAGAUGAUGCAGCCUCUCCUGGAAUGCCUACAAUCAAGAUCAAGAUCAACUCAAGCUUUCCUUUGCCAUCAUUACUGGAGUCGGAUGACAGUGAGCUAGAGGAUCUACUGGAUGACAUCUUGGAGAGAGGACGAAAUAAGAAAGCUCCUGUAGUCAGGGUCCCUGUUGGCAUUGCUUCGACUGUCUCAACAGCCUUGGACUCUCGUCUUGAGUAUGGAGUGGACAGUAAUGCCGAAGUCACACUACGAAGGAUGACUGCACAUGGAGCAUACAAUCUGCCCAUGAGUGUGGGUGCGCCCAUAGCUGGUCCCCUUCAGAACCUAUCAUCGUCCAGUCCCAACCAGAGCCAGCCUGCCCAACCAAAGUGGGAGGAGAGUCUGACAUCACCUUGGCAGUCUUCUGGACCUCAGGACCUGCCCUCCAGUGUUGACAUGCUUCGGCUCUGCUUUGACAAAAUCUUCUUGGAUCUCACAUCUAAGGAAAGUGGCAGCAGCCUAGAACUGGUGUUACAGCUAUGGCUGACCCUAAACUUGGACAACCCAUUGGAGCCCAGUGACAGCCGUGCAUUCGAUUCUUCCAUUGUCCCCACCGUUGCGCUCAGUCCAGCAGCCAUCUCGGGACUGAUCUCUGUCCUGGCCAGCAGAGCAGCAGUGUCAGUACGUUGCUGGUGUCUCGCAUUUCAGACUCUGACGCUCGUCUCCAACCUGCCGUCCAGCCACAGUGACAACUCUCUAGACUCAAGUCUCCAGCGUAUGGCCAGUGCCAUCGUCAGUGAUGCCAACUUCUCCCAACUUCUUCUAUCUUUUUUCUCCAGCGCACAGAUCAAAGGAUGUGCUGGAGUGACUGUGUGCCAGUGCCUCCAUGAGAUGCUAGUAAGGUUGGAGAUGCGUUGUGACGUGGUCUCCAACACAAGCCAACUGGGUUGCCACUUCAAACUACUAUUACUCCAAGUCUUCGACAAACUAGUGCAACCUACUGGAGCCAUAGCCCUUCAACAGGGACCACUUGAUGCCCAGGCCAAGUUGGUGCAACUGAUGCUACAUCUGGACUUCACCAACACGGACGUAAACACAGCAGUGAGCAUUCUCAAUGCUGUUGCACUACUCGUCCACUCUUACAUGCUGAGUGGGGAGGGAGUGCGGUGGCGCAGCAUAAUGGAGUGCAGUCUCAAUGCGGUGAGCUCAGCUAGCAACAACGGCAGCAGCAUCAGCAGUGGUAGUAGUGGCAGUGGUAGUGGAGGUAGUGGUGGUGUUGGAAGUGGGGCCAAGACCAAACCGAUGGCCUGGGACCUGUUGGUGACCAGUGUAGUGAAGUUGGCUACCAGUCUUGUGCAGAUACCAUUGGAAGCUCCUCAGCCCAGCGCUACUAGCCAGACUGAUGAACAUAAGGCUGCUAGUAACAAGGUGCCCUGUGUCGCCGAUAUGGUGACGCAGCAGGAGCGGACAAUGCAUUGUCUGCUGCGGUCGCUGGGCAUGUCGCAUACUGCGCUACCAACCGACACCCAGGAGCCCUCCUCCGUCAGCCAAGCCGUGUUCCAGCUCCUGUCCACCAUCGCACGCAAGGCUACAUCACCGGCCUUUGUCCUCAAACCAGUCUUCGCAUACAUCUCCACUAAUGAAGGUGGUUUCUCUGAGCCACUGCUGUCACUACUGCUAUGUGUGAUCGAUGGGCCAGAAGCUCUACAACAGUUUGUGGCCUUGGGUGCACUGGAGGUGGUGUGUGAUAACCUAGUGCGAGCAAACCAUGGCCUAGUUAACUGCCAGCCCAGCACUGUAUCUAUUGUCAUGCAACAUCUGAGUCAGGCACCAUCGCUGCUUCUGCCCCAGGCACCCACCACCAAGAAGGCCGCAGACAUUGCUUCAGGGUUGCUAAAUUUUGCACCUUUGGGCACCAUCAGUUCAAGUAAUUCAACAGCACAGCCGGCGGAUGUACUGAUCCAGAGUGCCCCGCCACACCGCCGGGCUAGGGCCCCUGCCUGGAGCUACCACUUUUACCCCAACGAGAGCUGGGUGGAGCUGACCUUGACAUUGCCGUGCGCUGUUCUAUUGCGAGAGGUUCACCUGCAGCCACACCUUACCUCUCUUGCCACUUGCCCUAGUGGGGUGGGACUGGAGAUCUCAAGGGAUGGCCGAAGCCCCUUGGUGCCGAUCGGACUGCCUCUGGAUUCAAGUGGCCUAACAUUCAUCCGGCUGCAACUUCCCAGGCCUGAGGUGGUAACGACAGUCCUGCUGAGACUGUACAAGCCACGGGAUUCCCCCAACAUCGGCCUGUCUCAGAUACGCCUGCUGGGGAACACCACAUUUAGUGACAACUCACACCUCAGUCUGGAAGACGAGGAACCCACUGUCGACUCUAGCUUGGUGUGGGUGCGGCUGGUGCACCACUGCCUGAGUGUGUGUGUGGAGCCACAACUGCGGGCCAACGUGGUUGCUGCUACUACCAAGGUGCCAGGACUGCUACGUGCUUGCUGUGGUCUGCUGCUGGUCCCUGCCGCCGCAGUCUACACUCCUUGUCUGCAGCACAUCUUGUACAUGCUUGGCUAUCAUCACCCAGACCUGGGCCUGCAGACCAUCACCACCCUGCUCACCAAUGGCUCUCAUCAAGGAGGAUUGAAUAAUGCAGUAGACUCUGUGGUGGAACUCCUCUACCUACUAUGCACCACUCGGGACGAACAUGCUGCUGAGAGGGUAAAGGCUAUACUAUCAUGGCUGACAGUGACUGCCUCAGAGGCUCAGAUGGCUUCAUCUACCUAUGUUCAGUGUGUGGCUGCCAUCCUCUGGGCCAACCCUGACUUCUCCCAUAUGGUCACUGACCAACUUUUUAGCUUGGUGUACCAGUGGACAUUGAGGUUGGAGUCACGCUCUGCAUUGAAGCGAGCAGUGGACACAGUUUUGUGUGCCAUGUGCUACAUUAAGCCUGUGCUGUUUCCCACACUGCUGAAGCAGAUGGGGGCCUUGGUGCCCAUCAGUGCAACGGGACCCACCGACUCUAUCUCUGAUGACAGGAAAGACGGUGAGAGCGGCAGACAGACAGAUGACAAUAAGAAAGAGUCUGAAUGGUACGACCAUCUGGUGUUGCAAGACCUCCAGUCCCUACAGUUGUCUGACAGUCAGCUCAUGACAGUGGCGGUCGCAUGUCAGUCUCCUCCAGCAACCUUACAGCUGCUAGACUCUGGCCUGCCUAACCUACUCACACAGGCUAUCCUAGAAUUUUGUUCAAAGAAACAUUCAGAAAGGAGGUGUAGCAAGCAGACAAGCCAAUCACGAUUGACUGACUCAGACAAAGCAAGUGGUCGUAACCAUGUUAUUAAAGAAAAUGGGAAAAAGCAGCAGUCCCAUGGUCAGUUGGAGGUGGUAUCAACAAUCCUGCAGUUCUUUGCUGAAGUCUGCUCUGAAGGCAUCAUGAGAGACUGGCUGGGUUCUAAUGAAGGUUCUGAGUUUUGGCUUCCACUUCUCACAGUCCUCUGCAGCAGGCCUUCUACAACUCCCAGGUGUGAGAUGAUGAGUGAGUCACUGUCAAGUCUGGAGUCUGCCACAGUCAAGUUCCUGUCUCGUUGCUGCUGGGGCCAUCCCACCAAUCAGAAACUGUUGGCCAAUGUCCUCUGUGAUGUUAUUAGUCAACAAAGAACCCAUGGAGAAUUGGGAAUAUCGGGUGUAACGCGAAGACUGAUACUACAGUUACUGCUAGAGAGUGAGAAGAUACCUGUGGUGGUGCGAGGACACACGGUGCUGCAAGGUCCAGUCCCCACAGGUCCCACUCACCCUCGCUAUGGAGUGGAGAACGCAAACCAUCUCCUGUAUCUCAGUGUACACACCAUGUGCCACGAGAUUGUCCGGCAGGUCGCAAUGAAUGGUGUCUCAAGCUCGGAGACAAGAUCCAGUGAGAGCCUGGCCAACAAGGAGAACACACGGGAGUCAAUGUGGUCUGAGGUUUCGGAACAGUUGUUUGUGGCGGCUGGGGUCACGGCCAAGGACAAGCGGAUCAAGGAUGCCAAGAAUGUCACUGCCUCCAUGCUCAAAGACAAGGUUUAUGGCAAGAAGUCCCAUACUACCACCAGCACAUCACUUUUAGCAGACAUGGCAGUGACAACGGAAUAUCUACAGCAUGCAGAGUUGCCAGGAGUGAACUUGCCAGGAGCCUUGACAUUGUCACAGCUGCUGACAGUUCUGGACCACAGAGGUGUCUCUCUCAGCUCUCCUUGUAUAGAGUUAACCAUUAAUGAACCCCUUAGUAAAGAGGCGCAGGAAAGCAGUGAGGCACUAUUAUCCAAUCCAUCAUUCCCCAGUCCUCUGCAGGUAUUCACUCAACAGGGUGGAUUGGCUCUUCUUGCAGAACACUUGCCACUGGUAUACCCAGAAACGCUGAUGUACUUCCGAUCCUCAACAGCCCCUCCACCUCCUCCGACAACAUCAGACCAGGUGGAUGCUGACUGGGUCAAGGUUGAAGCCAGUGAUGACAUCUAUGAAGAUGUGGAGGAGAGCCUAGUGGCACCAUACAUGUCCGGACAAGGUGCUGGGGGUAAACACAGUGAGGGAGGUACCAAUAUACCUAGCGUGCCACUACACUCUCUGGCAGCAUUUGGAUUAUUCCUAAGACUGCCUGGCUAUGCGGAGGUACUACUCAAGGACAAGCGGAAGGCUCAGUGUCUGUUGCGACUGGUGCUAGGAGUAUCGGAUGAUGGCGAGGGAGGAGACAUUAUGAGCAAUCCGGCGUGCAGUUCACUGCCAACAUUACCAUUUGAGGUCUUACGGCAACUGCUGGAGUCAACUCCUCUCAGUACAGACGAUGGAGUGUUGCUACGACGUACAGCACUGGACCAAGGAGCACUGCACCUGCUGCUGGCGUGUUUGGCUGUGUUCACUCACCAGCCUAGUGAUUCCACUCUGCCCACCCUGACUAGUACGGCGAAGACUGCAACACAGCCAGGUAGCAAGUCUGAUGACAAGUCGCACCUGUACUGGGCAAAAGGAACAGGAUUUGGCACUGGUAGCACCACUCAGAGCUGGAAUGUGGAACAAGCCUUAUCUCGACAACGAAGCGAGGAGCAGCAUGUCACUGUCUUACUGCAGGUAUUGUCAAGCUACAUCAACCCUGGCGGUCUAGUAACAGCUGAUAGCUCAGAUGAAGAUAGUGACUCCGUUACCAAGCCUCUACUCCAGCCACUACCACCUUGUAUACAUGAUCUGCUACAACAGUCUUGCCUGCUGCCUGCUCUCUCUUCCUACCUGCGAAACGACUCUGUGCUAGAUAUGGCGAGGCAUAUUCCUCUCUAUCGCAGUGUGCUACAGCUGUUGCGUGCCAUUGCCCAGAACAGCCAGUUGGUGUCACUGCUCUUGCCGAGAUCAAGACAGGCCACCCUGCAGCUGUCUGCAGUAUGUCUACUACUCAAAAUGAAAAACGUUGUAGACACAUACGCAUCAAGAUUGAAGAUAAACAAACCCAAGAGUCAGAGUCAGAAGAAGGUGGUACGAGUUUCAGGCAGUUCGAGUAAGCAGCAACAUGACGAUACCGGUGGUGGUGGACUUGAGUCAGAUGAAGGAUUGGCCUUACUCAUCCCAGAUAUACAAGAGACUGCCAACCUGGUUCAGUCGGCCACAGACAGGCUGGUAUAUGACAGUGAAUCGGACUCUGAGAGUGGACAUGGACAUGAUCUAGAACUGCCAUCUAAGAAAUCCCUGGAGGAAAGGUACCUGGAAGUGAUGAAGCCAUUGCAGUUUGAGACGUACGAGAUGAUCACAGAAGCUAGUGACGGCAAUGGGUUCCAGUUUGUUGUGUCUUACCACUUUGAGUCGAACGUGCGAGCGGGAGGUGAUCGGAGUCACCCAGCACGAGUUAAACGGCUGGCUCAGGAAACAGUCACUCUGUCCACGUCACUACCACUGUCAUUCAGCAGUUCUGUGUUUGUCCGGUGCGACGCCGACCGAUUAGACAUUAUGAAGGUGUUGAUAACCGGACCAGCGGAGACACCGUAUGCCAACGGUUGCUUCGAGCUAGAUGUGUACUUCCCACCCGACUACCCCAACUCCCCUAUGCUAAUUAACCUAGAGACAACAGGCCACCACACGAUACGCUUCAAUCCUAACCUAUACAAUGACGGCAAAGUGUGUCUCAGCGUUCUCAACACCUGGCAUGGUCGCCCGGAGGAGAAAUGGAACGCUCACACCUCCAGUUUCCUACAGGUACUAGUAUCAAUACAGUCACUGAUCCUAGUGCCAGAGCCUUAUUUCAACGAGCCAGGUUACGAGAGGUCACGAGGUACGCAGGCCGGAAACCAGAGCUCCAGAGAAUAUAACUCCAAUAUCUGCCAAGCGACAGUCAAGUGGGCCAUGCUGGAACAGCUGCGUAAUCCUUCUCCUUGCUUCAAACAGGUAACAAGUCCUGUCAAGUUAAAUACCUAACUAUAUACAUACAGC